Messenger RNA from Scylla paramamosain (green mud crab), 5763 nucleotides. Its product is annotated as thyroid receptor-interacting protein 6-like. Gene Ontology annotation, cellular component: stress fiber; focal adhesion. The coding region runs from base 331 to 2157 and encodes 608 amino acids. The transcript is spliced from 9 exons. The record is from RefSeq and is a predicted model, not a curated record. Gene Ontology annotation, biological process: cell-cell adhesion. Lineage: Eukaryota; Metazoa; Arthropoda; Malacostraca; Decapoda; Portunidae.
GUUGAGGAGAACACUCGGGUCUAGUUGGAGUUGCUGCCGUGACAGUAUAAGGCUGGGCGUGGGGAGGGGAGUCGCUACUUGCAUGUCUUACCCCUUGUCAGAGAUACAGGAGGAUCUACCCCUUGUACCUGCCCCACAAGCACCGUGGAUUACAAGCCAGAAACGGGACUUCAUUGCUUGGAGACUCAUCACAAGCACAUCUGCUGGGUUAGGCACCAACAUCACAACAGAGAGAGAGAAACAAAAACCUUCAUGAAACCAUACAGUAUUCAUAAGGAAAAACUUCAUUAGAAACAUUCCAUAACAGAUAUAUACACUCAUACACACACCAUGUACAGUAACAACACAUAUAGCAGUGUGACGAGUGACCUGGGUCGUCUUCACCUGGGUUCUGGCAGCUCACCACAGCAAUACUCACCUGGAGGAGGGAAGAAAGUUGCCCCAAUCGUCCCUCCGAAGCCUAAGAAAUCUGGGGGAAUUGGUACACAUGAAGGGGAGCAGGCGACCUACGGCACUGUGGGGGCGGCGCAGCCCUCCACCACCCCGGCAGGCGUGGAGGACUACUAUGCCGUGAACGCCCCCGCCCCUGGCACCGUGGGCGUGGCCUCAGCCCGCAUCAACCAUGCCUACACGGGGGGCGGCGUGGAGGCGUCGUCCGCAGGGCAGGACUUCAGCGGCAUCGUGGUGCCCGGAGCCGUGUACAUCAGCAGCACGGGACAGGUGCCUGUGGGCGGCCUCAGCCCCAAUCCUAAUUACAUUCCACCUCCGCCCCAGCCCGCCCACAGCUACACGCCCACCUCCAGGGUCGCAGUGCCCAUGAGCGCCCAGCCCCUGUACUCCAACACCGCCUCGCAGCCCAUCUACAGCAACACGCCGCGGGCACAGCAGGCCCGCAGGGACCAGUCUCCGCCCCCGCCCCUGCCAUCACAGCCGCCGCCCCCCGCUGCCCCCACUUACGCCAACUUGAGCACCAACGGCGCCGCCUACCCGCCUUCCCACGCCCUCUAUGCCAACGUGAAGCCUGCUUCUGGACUCUCCCAGUACGCCACCUUCGGGCCUGACGAGGACUUCCCACUGCCACCCCCAGACGAGGCCCCUCCGCCACCCUCCCCGCCCUCACCAGUCUCCUCCUCCUACUCUGAACUACGUCGUGCCGCCCCCUCCGCUAACGCCGCCGCCACUCACGCCCAUAAUGGAGCAGCACACGCCCAUCAGCAACAGCAGCAGCCACAACAGCAACAGCAGCAGCAGCAACAGCCAGGGUCUAACUACGGAACGUAUGCCCCUGGUUCCCAUACGAGCUCCACAUACGAGUCUAUCUACGAGCCUAUCACUCCUCGACCCUCCAGCCAGAUGUCGAACAAGUCGGGCUACAGCCUCUAUGGGCCAUACACCUCCCCCCAGGCUAGAGGGUUGGCCCCGGCACCCUCCAACCAGCCCCUACUCAACCCUGACAAAGUGGGGAAAGAAGCUGAGGUGGAUGCCCUGACCUCUCUCCUUGUGCAGUCCAUGGAUAGUACCAAUGACCCAGAGUUCUUUGGUGCGUAUGAUUCGUGCAUCUGCACACGCUGCGGGGAGAAGGUGGUGGGGGAGGGCACCGGCUGCACCGCCAUGGAGCAAGUGUACCACAUUAAGUGCUUUGUGUGCAUUGUGUGUCAUCUCCAGCUGCAGGGGAAGCCUUUCUAUGCUCUGGAUUCCAAGCCCUACUGUGAAGACUGCUAUCUGAACACACUGGAGAAAUGCUGUGUUUGCACAAAGCCCAUCCUGGAUCGCAUCCUGCGUGCCACAGGCAAGCCCUACCACCCCCAGUGCUUCACUUGUGUGGUGUGUAACAAGUCCCUCGACGGGAUCCCCUUCACGGUGGAUGCUUCAAAUCAAAUCCAUUGCAUAGACGACUUCCAUAAAAAAUUUGCCCCUCGGUGCACAGUCUGCAAGGAACCCAUCAUGCCAGAGCCUGGCAAGGAUGAGACAGUGAGGGUGGUGGCUCUGGAUCGCUCCUUCCAUGUGAACUGCUACAAGUGUGAGGACUGUGGACUGGUGUUGUCCUCUGAAGCUGAGGGCCGAGGCUGCUACCCCCUUGAUGGUCACGUCCUCUGUAAAAGCUGCAAUGCUCGCCGGGUUCAGGCCAUCACCUCCAAAGUCACCACUGACCUUUAAAUCACUCACUAAUGCGUGUGUGUAUCUUCUGUAUCCACAUCUCAUCACUUUCUAAUCACCUUCUUCCCCACCUCACCCUUUCAUGCAUUCCCUUCAGAACACCUUGUCAUCCAUUCCUUUGAAACACUCAUAACCAAGUUCACAUCUUUUAAAAAUCUUCAUGGCCUAGUUGUUUAAGAUUGUACUUACCACUCUGCAGCCUGACCCAGUGUUGCAAUAAAUGGUUUCUCUGGCCCUUAGUAAAAUGAAAGGAUUAUAAGGGAGAUGCAUGUUCUGAAAAUGUAGAUUCAAUUGGUGCUAUGUAUUGGAUUUGCUUGAAGGAUGAUCACAGUAACAUGAAUCCAACAUGUUACCAAGACCCAAGUGGAUUUUACUCUGUCUUGACUAUCCUGCCACUACAGAUCCAACAGUGCUAUAUGUAUUUCUUUUUUGUAUGUCACUAUCUUUUUUUUUUUUUUUUUUUUUUUUUUUUUUUUGUCGUCAUUGUCUUAUUUCGGUAUAUCAUAGGAUUGCUUUUUCUUGUUCAUUUACUGAUUUUUUUUUUUUCUGAGAUACAUAUGUUGCAUCUUUCAUGGGAUAUGGAAAUUAGCAGAGGCCACUGAAGGUUGUUGGCUGCAGAGACCUAGGAAGUAUGUAUGUAUCUGUUGCUCAUAUUACUCAUUAUCACUGAAAUUGCCAUAUAUGAUUUAUAUAGUGAAGGUUUCUAAAGUUUAAUAUAAGUAAUUUUUUAUGAGAUGUAAUAGAGAUUGGUGUUAAAGUUAUUUUUUUGGUGUGUACAUAAUCAUUUAAUAUAUGUGCACUGCAGUGAUGCUACUGAUACUACAGUGAAGUCCAUUCAUCUUGUAUGAAACCAGCUUUGUGCUGAACAAUCAGAAAUGCCAAAUACAAGCAGUCAGUUGUAGUUCAUUGACUGUUUUCCAUUAAAAAGGAAAAUACAGAUAUUCUUUUCAUUCAGAGAAGCUAACAUUGCUUUCUGUCAAUGCAUGAAGCUUGUAGUGUUUAUCAGCUGCCCCACUGCCUGCACCUGUGCCUUCUUCAGGUGCUGAUACAGGUUUCUUCCUCUGGCCUCCUGUCAGUAAUGGUGCUGGUACUCCCUGUUCCACUGUCUUUAAUUUCUGGUACUUGUCGUACUGACAUAGUGGUACCUACCCAUCCCCAGAUGCUGUAUGACUGGGUUGGGUGGGAAUGCCUUUGUCUCGUAUGUUCACUCACUCACCACCUAAGGAUAAGCUGGAGUAUCGGGAUGCAUUAGAUCAUCUCAGGCCAUGCCCAAAAAUCUAACAACUGGGCUUGGUGCACUAUCAGUGACUGGAUAAAUGGGCUUAUACUGUAUUACAUAAUCAUCACAUACUAGCAUAUUUGAGCUUCCAAGAGGUGUCAUGUCUGAAAAUUAUGUUCAGUAACAUUCAUAAGUUGCACAGACCUGCUUGGUGAUGUAACUAUGCCUUUCUAUGUUUCACACUUUUUAUCAUAUAAUCAUUCCUUAUUUUGAGAUGGACUCAAGAAGUAUUGCGUCUCAUGUUGUAAGCAAUUAUGAAUCACAGCAUCAGUGGUUGUUGCCAUUUCUUGGUAUAAAAAAUAUGACCUAACUUUAUUAGUGAAAAUACUUUAAUGAGAAUAUUAAUGUUGCAUUUGUGAAUUUCUCACAUAAUGCUUUGAGCUGAUGUAAGAAUGUCUUCUGUCUCUCACUCUGUACAUAGUGUCUUCUCCCCACCAUGAUAGUCAUAACUAGACAAAUAAGUGCUUGAAUAGUUUGAGCAGCUAGAGACACCAAGCUGCCAAGGGUGGUGGCAGGUGGUAGGCUGAAUGCUGGAAGCUGUAGUUUGAGUUUUCACAUCUCAGUAUUAGUGCAGGAUUCUGCAGAUAUAAUAUGACAUAAAUUCAUUGACUAAAUAAGGCUUUUUAGCUGGGGUAUGAUUAUAUUUGCAUAAUUUUUAAAGAUGACCAAACUAGAAGUAAUUCCAUUUAAUGUACAGCCACAGUUUUGAGAUGAGAGUUAUUUCAGAAAUUAUACUUAUAAAAGAGACUGAACUUUUAUUAUAUAAAAGUGCUUGAUCUGUUACCUAGCUUUAGACUAGAAAUUUUAAUUUCAUGACAUAGUAUGGGAUCAUUUAUCUGAUUACUGUGUAUCAAGAAUAUUGCAAAUACCAGCUACUAAUCUGUCUGUCUGUAUACCUGGCCAGCAUCCCCUCAUAAAAGAGGGUAAUUAAGGCAAGGUGCCCACUUACACACUCCCAUUCACAAGCAUUCCCUUACAUCUUAGCCUUUAGGCCUCUAGGAAGGGAGAGAAUACCAAUUCCUGCCACCCUCAUAUUUUUCAUAUUCCAUUAUUGCUUCUUCCUUCCCUCUCUUUCUUCUCCCAACCAACCUGUGGCAGGAAGAUGUCAUAAUUUUUGUUCACAAUCCAUCAUUACAUCUUAAUAUUGAUUUUUCCUUGGUGAUUUGUGUGCAUGUUCUGUGGAGCUUAGACUUCCUUCAUGAUCAAAAGAGAUUGUAGGAUUCAUAGAUAUUUAUCUCUUGUAUUUUUUGUAAAUUUUUGAUAUAGCUACCAUAUUUCAGAAAUGGAAAGAAAAUAACUCUUACAUAUAUUCAGUUUUCAUGGUAAAAUGGUCCCACACUGUAUACUUGCAAACGUAAUGCUUGCAAAAAGUCAUGGAAGAGUCUGAUUUGUCUUGGGGUAUGAUUUUGUCAGUAUGACUAAAGGACAGUUUUUCAUACCAUUAUGAUAUACAUGAUGCAGUGAUUGAUGAUGAGAAUUGUUGCAGCUUACUGCUUUUAUUGCAGUAGACUCUCACCAGUCAAACACCAGGGAGUGAAGCAUAUCUGAUUAUGGUUCUGAACUAAUACACUCUACCAUAGGAUGUAGUAGCAUUCAUAUCCAUUAUGGAUACUAGUGUGUCAGUGUUGUGUCUUCUUUCUAUUCUUAUUCCUGCAAGGUUUGCAUGUUUUCAUACUCGUUCUUUGUGCAGCAACAGCUGUUGCAGUCACUGGAUGAAAUCCAUAUGUUGCUGAACUUCACAGACUUUGUGACGCGCCUCUUUUCGGAUUCAUAGCACUUAAUUGCAUUUUUGCCUGUUUAUUUUUAGACAUUAUUUCACUGUUCUUGUGAAGUUUUCAAUGUAUAGACAUUUAGAUCAUUUCUGCAACGUUUGGUAAUGUGUUUUUGGGCUGUUCCCAGUGUGCCCAUUACAGAAUGCAUAUAUUCCAUGCACACACACACACACACACACACACACACACACACACACACACACACACACACACACACACACACACACACACACACACACACACACACACACACACACACAGACCCUGGGUGAGGCAGGGGUCUAGUCGAGGUUAUGUCAGGCUGUGGUGAACUCUUGUAUGUAUUGAAGGUGAGGCUAGUAGAGUGCCAUCCAAGAGCUGCUCUGCACCCAGGGUCAGGUGGCACUCAUUACACUACCACCCACAUGUCACACUUCUGUAUAGUAUAUGUAGACAAUUGAACAUAUUUGUUUAUGAUGCUUGGAGGAUAACUCCAGGGACAUUUAUAAUAGCCAGAAUUUUUUAAAUGCAUGACAGACUGUAAUAAUCAAGGAUUAUAUAUAACUAUAUACUUAA